CUGUGAUUGGUGGGUCUGGGUCCCUUUAGCGCGGUGAGUUUGAAACUGCUCGCACUUAGUUUCAAAGCUGGCUCUGGCAAGUUGAGCGAAGAGCUUCGCGGACGUGGUUAUCUGGCGCCGCGGCCGCCGCGGAGAUAACAAGCCGGGAUCUACCAGACUUACUGAUUAACUAUGGAGGAUUAUACCAAAAUCGAGAAAAUUGGAGAAGGUACCUAUGGAGUUGUAUAUAAGGGUAGACACAAAACUACAGGCCAAGUGGUAGCUAUGAAGAAAAUCAGACUAGAAAGUGAAGAGGAAGGGGUUCCUAGUACUGCAAUUCGGGAAAUUUCUCUAUUAAAAGAACUUCGUCAUCCAAAUAUAGUCAGUCUUCAAGAUGUGCUUAUGCAAGAUUCCAGGUUAUAUCUCAUCUUUGAAUUCCUUUCCAUGGAUCUCAAGAAGUACUUGGAUUCAAUCCCUCCUGGUCAGUUCAUGGAUUCUUCGCUUGUUAAGAGUUAUUUAUACCAGAUCCUACAGGGGAUUGUGUUUUGUCACUCUAGAAGAGUUCUUCAUAGAGAUUUAAAACCUCAAAAUCUAUUGAUUGAUGACAAAGGAACCAUUAAACUGGCUGAUUUUGGCCUUGCCAGAGCUUUUGGAAUACCUAUUAGAGUGUAUACACAUGAGGUAGUAACACUCUGGUAUAGAUCUCCAGAAGUAUUGCUGGGGUCAGCUCGUUACUCUACUCCAGUUGACAUUUGGAGUAUAGGCACCAUAUUUGCAGAAUUAGCAACUAAGAAACCACUUUUCCAUGGAGAUUCAGAAAUUGAUCAGCUCUUCAGGAUUUUCAGAGCCUUGGGCACGCCCAAUAACGAAGUGUGGCCAGAAGUGGAAUCCUUACAGGACUAUAAGAAUACAUUUCCUAAGUGGAAACCAGGAAGCUUGGCAUCUCAUGUCAAAAAUUUGGAUGAAAAUGGCUUGGAUUUGCUCUCGAAAAUGUUAGUCUAUGAUCCUGCCAAACGGAUUUCUGGCAAAAUGGCACUAAAUCAUCCAUAUUUUAAUGAUUUGGACAAUCAGAUUAAGAAGAUAUAGCUCUUUGCCAUUUCCACAUUUGACGUUUCCAGAUUGCUACACCGAGAAUGAAUAGUUGUAUUUUUACUGUUAACUCUAUUUUUGUCUUGUAUAUUUUUCUUUUCUAUGUUGUAAAACUUAAGCUGUUCUUCUUUUUUCAAAACUGUAACUUAAAAAUGUAAAUAUUGUUCUAUAUGAAUUUAAAUAUAAUAAUUCUGUAUAUGUGUGUAGAUCUUUCUGUAACAACUUUGUUACUAUAAUAAAACAAUCAAUCUAA
Molecule: messenger RNA, 1321 nt
Organism: Oryctolagus cuniculus (rabbit)
Lineage: Eukaryota; Metazoa; Chordata; Mammalia; Lagomorpha; Leporidae
Gene: CDK1
Product: cyclin dependent kinase 1
Biological process (GO): G2/M transition of mitotic cell cycle; mitotic G2 DNA damage checkpoint signaling; protein phosphorylation
Cellular component (GO): nucleus
Molecular function (GO): cyclin-dependent protein serine/threonine kinase activity; ATP binding
Source: RefSeq, a predicted model, not a curated record